Molecule: messenger RNA, 1379 nt
Organism: Lathyrus oleraceus (garden pea)
Lineage: Eukaryota; Viridiplantae; Streptophyta; Magnoliopsida; Fabales; Fabaceae
Product: rhomboid-like protein 14, mitochondrial
Exons: 2
Coding region: 157-1164 (335 amino acids)
Cellular component (GO): membrane
Molecular function (GO): serine-type endopeptidase activity
Source: RefSeq, a predicted model, not a curated record
CUAGCCGAAAACAAAAAGAAUCUAGAAGUUUCUUUCCGCAAAAUCUAAAUCAAUAUUCAUGAAUUUAUAUAAUAAUAUACGUUUCUUAAUGGCCAAGUCGUGAAUCGCUAUAUAUACAUCUUUCAAUUGAAUCCAUCGGAAAAGUGAAACAAAAUCAUGGAAGCAAACACCGGAAGAGGAAUUUCGCGGGGAAUGCUGCCAUUACUAGCUCUUCAUACCUUCACCGAAUAUUACAGAUCGGAUUCAAAACCUCCCGUCACCGCCGCCCUCAUCGCCGCCAACACUCUCAUCUAUCUCCGACCUAAUUUCCUCCGUCCCCUCAUUCCACACAUCGAUCAUGUCUGGUUCAAUCCCCACCUCAUCCUCAAGAACAAGGAUCUACAACGAUUCUUCUUAUCGCCGUUCUACCAUAUCGGAGAUUCUCACCUCGUUUACAACAUGAUUUCUCUUCUCUGGAAAGGUAUUCAAUUAGAAAACUCCAUGGGAAGUCUCGAAUUCGCUUCUACCGUAGCUUCUCUUCUCGCUUUAUCACAGAGUGUAACCCUAAUUCUAUCCAAAUCGUUGCUUAUUUUCUUCGAUUACGAAAGAUCUUACUACUACGAAUACUCCGUUGGUUUCUCCGGCGUUCUAUUCGCUAUGAAAGUAGUUCUCAAUUCACAAUCGGAUAAUUACACUAAUGUUUACGGUGUUUUAGUUCCGUCGCGUUAUGCGGCUUGGGCUGAGUUGUUUCUUAUUCAAAUGUCUGUGCCUGGUGUAUCGUUUAUUGGUCAUCUUAGUGGUAUACUUGCUGGACUUGUUUAUCUAAGGUUGAGACGGAAUUAUUCGGGUUCGAAUCCGUUGAGUUCUAUUUUCAAGGGUUUUGGUUCUUUGUUGAGAUGGCCUGUGAGGUUUUUGGGUAAUUUGUUUGGGUUUCGGAUGGGGCGGAUUACUGGUAGGGGGACUGUUGGACGGGCGGGGAGGAAUGUGAAUGCUCGCCCGGCUGUUGAUUGGAGAUGCCAGGAUUGUACUUAUGAUAAUUCUGGUUUGUUGAAUGUUUGUGAGAUGUGUGGUACUAGUAGGGGUUCUUCUUCUUUACAACGGGAUCGCCGGGAUAGUUAUUAUGAUUCUGAUGGUCUUUCUAUGGAUGAAUUGCGCCGCAGGAGAAUCGAAAGAUUUGGUAGGUGAUGGUGAAGAUAGAAUUAUAACAAUAAUACAAUUGAAUGUAGAAAUUAGAUAGAUUUUACUUGUCUAACUAUGAGCUGAUUUUGCAAAGAGUUAUCAUGUAAAUUUAGUGAAUUACAUUACUUCUUAGUACAUGGAAUGGAACCAUGGAUCCUUUUCUUGCAAGAGUGGUUUAGCAUUUGCUUCCGUGUCGAUUGUGGUUAAAAAGAUUCAUUUUA